AUGGAGCACCCCGACAUCGUCAGUAAUGACUCCGAUGGCUCGGGCUCCUCGGAUGAGUUCCCCUCUCAAUAUCCCUUGAGAGCCAACUCAUCCUUUGUGGAGGCCUUUGAUGCUCAGGUCCAGACACCCGCUACCACAAUCACUUCCUCCCCUCCAACAGCUCACUCCUCCUCUUUAUCUUCAUGGUCCAAUCCCCAAGGAACACGCCCGCGUGGGGCUAGUGUAGGAGCUUCUGUUGCCCUCGAAAAACCUGAUGGCUUGGCAAUGGCCGGUGACCUGCGAGCACAACGUCCCUCCGCGCCCGUGAGAACACCCUCAAACACAUACGCUCCCCAACGUCGACCACCACAGUACAUCAGUUUCCAGCAAAACGAUCGUCAGCGCUCUUCAUCUGCAAAACGAGGUACCCGCCGAGACCCGAAUGCCCAAUACCGCGCCCAAGAAAAGGCCUACGUGCAGCGAAUUCGCGCCAAUCCCCAAGCCUGGUAUCAUUUCAACGACGCGCAGGCGAAUAACAAUAUGCUCGCAGAUGCAGAUUUGGAGGAACCCUCUCCAUCAUCCGAGGCGCCUUUCCCCGACGACCCUUACGACCCCGACACCCAACUUUUUUCUACAAAUGAUAAUAUCCCCACACCUGAAGAGCUUCGCAACCCCAAAAAUCAGGAGCGACUCGAAUGGCACUCUAUGUUAGCUUCAGUCCUGAAGGGUGACGUAGUAAAGCAAGAAAAACAACGAUUAUUUGGAUCUACGGAAUCAAAGCGAUCGGCAGCCCAAAGCCAGGCUCUUUGGAUGGGGGUAAAGGCACGCACCUGUGGGCGAAGUAUCGCUCUACAGCAAAAGCUCAUUGAAGAUGCCCGACGCGAGCUGGGUCCUGUCAUUGAAGAAAUCAUCACUUUCCAGAUCAAAGGCGAAACAGAAAUUGGCAAAGCCCCGAGGCAGCAAGUCGAGGACAUCGUUGAAAAGGUCGAGCGCUGUGAAAUCUUGUACUCAACACAUAAAGAAAUGGAAGCUGCCAACCCUCGAACUGCCUCAGAAGAGUUCUAUGCUAGCCGUGAGGCCAUUUUUGCCUGGCACAAUAUCACCGCCCUCAUCAACACGGAAUUGGCUGUCCUACAAAGUUGGGUCGGCAAUGAAUCUCUUGAUUUCAGCAAGCCUAAACUUAGAUCCGCCAACAGUGAUUUGUCCGAUGACUCGUCGUUCCUGGAUCGAAUUAUGAAGGAAGAUGGUCUAAAAACACUCCAAGGCGAUCAUAACAUGCUUAAAGCGCUUGGUGAGGUUAUCCAGAAAGCGAAAAACACAUUGAUUGAAAACGCUGAGGCUUUUGCGACUCGCCAUCUACCACCAUAUAUCGAGGAGCUUCUCAUUUUGAUCAACUUUCCUUCACGCUUGAUUCAGGAAAUCAUUCGCGUGCGGCUAUCAUACGCGAAAAAUAUGAAAGAUCCGGCUCAGCAGUCACCGAUCCUGGUUGACCAGAUGAUCUCGCAAUUUCAGAUUCUAAUGAGAGUCGCUGUUGAUAUCAAGCAGCGCUAUCUUGCCAUUUCACUGCCCCAACCUGGCUGGGAUCUGCCACCUUGUGUCGAUGAGAACUUUGAUUCCGUUGUUCUUGACGCCAUGAAAUACUACUUUCGUCUGUUACACUGGAAACUCAAUGCCAACAAAAACACGUUCAAAGAAGCCGAAAUUUUGGAGCAAGAGUGGGAAUAUUCCUACGAAAUUGGUCGCCUCCUAGAUAGCGGUGAUAUCGAGGUUGCUGAACAGUUCAGCGCCCUGACUGCCAAGUCACUUCAACGACUCAUGAUUCAUUUUGAGCGUGAGCUGGUCCCACGGCCCCAAGAAACUGUCGCCGACAUGGACAAGCGCUACAAGAGCAUCUUGGACUCAACCCGUAUCCGUCAACGAAAACUUUACCGAUUCUCAAGAUUUUUGUGCCAGUUGUUUGAAAAUGCUACCGAAUACAACAUCACGACCGAUAUUGCCUAUGAUUUCUUCGAGGCAUUGCUUAUUUCUAAUCAUUUCCUCAUUACCUCGCCCAAUUCCGUUGGCCAGAAAGGUGUCUAUCUCAUUGCACACCACUCAUUAUGGAACCGCCCUACAGACAUCCAAGCCAUCCUUGCCACCUCCUUCCGGGAGGACGAUAUUGGCAAAGAUAUCCCUCACAUUCCGUAUGUCUUGGUAGUUCGUCCGGAGAGGCCGCUUGCCUGGGCUGGCAAGGAGAUGCAGGUUGACAUCUUGGAGCAGCCCACUGAUGUUCGUCUUGGUAAGCUCCGUCUUGUCGUUGAAGGCAUGCAGGAUCGCCUUCAGAAUGCGAGAUUGGAGUUGACUCACCUUACUGGUAUUCAACUUGACAUGGCAAUCGAGCAGCGUGCUAACCUUGGCCGCGUGAAUGUGGAAUUGAACAAAAUUAAGAAAAUUUCAUUCAAAUUGUCCAUGGCCAUCAUGGACAGUGUGGCGGUCAGUAAAGACCAGCUGCGACAGAAGACAUGGGAGAAUAAUGAUCUUAUUCAAGCUUGCUAUGCAUUUGCAACAGAGUUUGGUAAGCGGUCUUCGAACUAUGUCGACGCCAAUAGACGUGCUAUGAAUAGUGCGCGACUGGUUGAAUUGUCUCUGGACUGGGUCUCGUUCAUCUGUGAUGAAUGUGAUGCCGCCGACAGAAAAACUUUCAAGUGGGCAGUUGCUGCACUUGAAUUUGCCAUGGCAAUAACUUCCAGCCGCCAUCUUCUUUCUUUAGAUGAGGAGCAGUUCGCCCGCCUCAGGCUGAAGGUUGCUGGCUGCAUGUCCCUUCUCAUUUCUCAUUUUGAUAUCAUGGGUGCUCGUUCAUCUCUCGCGGCUCAAGCUGAGAAGCAACGGAUGGAAGAGCGAUCAGGCAAUCGGAAGCUCAAUGCUGGUCGCAUUCUGAGUGACAGUGAGGCAUCGAAGCUUGUUCGCGAAACCUGGGUUGCCCGCGUGACUGAAAUUGAGGAUCGAAGAGUGGAAGAAGAUGCCAAGCGCCAAGCUCUUGGUCGGGUUCUGGAAGGAUCAAAUGAAGCAGAUCGGUCUCUCACUGUGUUGUCGUCUUCUGCUACCAACGUCAGCUUACGCUGGCAGCAAGGCCAGUUCAUCGGUGGCGGUACCUUCGGCUCUGUCUAUGCGGCCAUCAAUCUGGACAGCAAUUACCUGAUGGCAGUGAAAGAGAUCCGUUUGCAGGACCCUCAACUGAUCCCGAAGAUUGCGCAAUCAAUCCGCGACGAAAUGGGCGUUUUGGAGGUCCUGGAUCAUCCGAAUAUCGUCUCUUAUCAUGGUAUCGAGGUUCAUCGAGACAAGGUCUAUAUCUUCAUGGAAUAUUGUUCUGGUGGCUCGCUCGCCAGUUUAUUGGAGCACGGCCGCGUUGAAGACGAGACUGUGAUCAUGGUUUACGCUCUUCAGCUCCUGGAAGGUCUUGCAUACCUGCACCAAGCGGGCAUUGUACACCGGGAUAUCAAACCUGAGAAUAUUCUACUGGAUCACAACGGCAUCAUCAAAUACGUGGAUUUCGGUGCAGCUAAGAUCAUUACCCGAUCGGGCCGUACAGUAGCCCCAAUGGAUGGGCCAAAUGGCACCAAGGAGUCGCUCAUUGGUAAGGAUCCUCAGAUUACGAACCAACGCAAGAACCAAAAGACCACCACCGGCACACCCAUGUACAUGUCUCCGGAGGUUAUCCGCGGCGAUUCCCCUGGCUUGGUCAACCGCCAAGGUGCAGUAGACAUCUGGUCAUUGGGUUGUGUGAUCCUUGAAAUGGCCACUGGUCGUCGUCCAUGGUCUACUCUCGACAACGAGUGGGCAAUUAUGUACAACAUCGCUCAAGGCAAUCAGCCCGCACUUCCGACUCGCGAUCAGCUCAGCGAUAUGGGUAUUGAUUUCUUGGGCCGCUGUUUCGAAUGUGAUCCUCUGCGUCGACCAACAGCCGCCGAGCUGCUUCAGCAUGAGUGGAUUGUCUCUAUCCGUCAACAAGUUGUGCUAGAACCUGCUACCCCUAGCAGUGAGACUGGAAGCUACAGCAGCUCUGGUUCUAACACUCGGCACAACUCCUCCUAUGCGUAA
Molecule: messenger RNA, 4056 nt
Organism: Penicillium malachiteum
Lineage: Eukaryota; Fungi; Ascomycota; Eurotiomycetes; Eurotiales; Aspergillaceae
Gene: sskB
Exons: 1
Coding region: 1-4056 (1351 amino acids)
Biological process (GO): stress-activated MAPK cascade; protein phosphorylation
Cellular component (GO): cytoplasm
Molecular function (GO): ATP binding; MAP kinase kinase kinase activity
Source: RefSeq, a predicted model, not a curated record